GGACACCAUUCAAUGUAACACUCAUUCCUGUCAACUUUAACGUGUCACAUGCUAAACUGUUCGUGCACAGCUGACAACAAUGGAGGCUAGACCGAGCAGAGGUACGAGAGGCAGUUGGAAAAGAGGUGGCCGGGGUGGAAACGACAACGACGGUUUUAGUGGUGAGCACAGAGGCAGAGGGCGAGGAGGCCACCACCGAGGCCGGAGCAAGAGAGACUACCACCGCGGUCGUGGACGCGGAGCACCCGGUCAUGCAGCAGAGUUCCAUCCCCCGGAUCAAGAUGAAGGAGACAACAUUCAGGGAGGAGAUAAUGGGAUGGCGGUUUACUCCAGGAGGAAACUGGAGACAAACUGGGAUCGUUACGAGGAGUCAGAGAGGCAGGAACCUGAAGAUGACACACCUACUCAGAGAGGAACCGACUACCACGUCCUGCUGGAGUCUGCAGGGGAUUCAUUCACUCAGUUCCGGUUUUCAGAAGAAAAGGGGUGGGAGAUGGACUCGUUUACAGCCAAUCAGAUGUCGGCAGUGUUUGUGGACCUCCCUGCUCUGGCCCAGAGCCUGCAACAGGUUCCUCUCCACCAGAGACUCAACCUGGAGGCGGAGCUUCUUCAGGUUUUGACACCAGUGGAGCUUCCCACUAUGACCCUUGCACCUAAACAGGAAAUGCCCAAAACAUCCACAUUUAUUUCACCUUCCACAACUUCAAAAAGCUUCGGCACCACCCAGAAGGUUCCUGUGCCUCCAAACCCAGUGUCAGGCUCAGUCUCACAGGCUUCCUCGAACACUGCUGACCUGCCAGCGGACGAUGGUGACGAGGAGCUGGACCAGCUGCUCAGUUUACAGAAACCAGACUCGAGCGUUUUACAUGACCAGUCUGUCGGUGUCACAGAUGAGAACGCCAUUCCAGAGAAAGCAUGUGAUGAAAUGAAAGCGGUGGUACAAGACCAGAUGGAGACAGUCAAAGACAAAGAUGUUGCACAUCCAAAUUCUCCUUCCGUUAGGCAGGAAAUAACAGAGGAGGACCUGGAGGACUGGCUCGACAGCAUGAUCUCCUGACCCCCAGUGACCAAGGAAUGACUUCAGGAUGGAGAGACAAUGUUUGGAGAUUUUUUUUGUAACACUGACACCACAGCAGCAGAGAAAGUCCAGCUAGUGUUGAUCUGUCAAGUUCAGUGUUUCUUUCACAUAGAAGGAAAGUAAAGAGGGGUGUAAAGGGUACCAGCCG
Molecule: messenger RNA, 1226 nt
Organism: Monopterus albus (swamp eel)
Lineage: Eukaryota; Metazoa; Chordata; Actinopteri; Synbranchiformes; Synbranchidae
Gene: aven
Product: apoptosis, caspase activation inhibitor
Exons: 8
Coding region: 80-1057 (325 amino acids)
Biological process (GO): negative regulation of G2/M transition of mitotic cell cycle
Source: RefSeq, a predicted model, not a curated record